CAAAGAAUCGUGGCUCUUUCGGCGUCUCCCCAGAAACCAAAAUAUCUCUAUUAUAAAACCCAAAGCCAGAUCGCGGCCACAGAGAGUAGCAGACAGCUAUGGCAUCUAGGGUUUUGAUCUGCUCUUUGGUCUUCGUUCUGUCUCUCGUCGCUUCAUCCUUUGCCUCUGAAACUGAAGACUCCAAAGAGUUUGUUCUUACUUUGGAUCAUUCCAACUUCUCUGAAACUGUUUCCAAGCACAGCUUCAUCGUCGUGGAAUUCUACGCACCAUGGUGUGGCCAUUGCAAGAAGCUUGCUCCAGAGUAUGAGAAAGCUGCUGCUGCACUGAGUAGUCUUGAUCAACCUGUCACUCUUGCAAAAGUUGAUGCCAAUGAUGAAAAGAACAAAGGACUUGCAAGUGAAUUUGAGAUUAAGGGUUUCCCCACUAUUAAGAUUUUGAGAAAUGGAGGGAAGACCAGUCAAGAUUAUAAGGGGCCUCGGGAUGCUGAAGGCAUUGUUACUUAUUUGAAGCAGCAAAGUGGCCCUGCAUCUGCUGAAAUCAAAUCCACUGAAGAUGCUACUACACUUAUUGAUGGAAAUAAAAUUGUUGUUGUUGGGGUGUUCCCUGAAUUCUCUGGUGAGAAGUUUGAGAAUUUCACAGCUCUAGCUGAGAAAUUGCGGUCUGACUACGAGUUUGGUCACACUUUGGAUGCAAAACUCCUGCCGCGUGGGGAAUCAUCGACUACUGGGCCUACAGUUAGGCUGUUCAAGCCCUUUGAUGAACUUGUCGUUGAUUUCCAGGAUUUUAAAGUUGACAUUUUGGAGAAAUUUAUUGAAGAAGCUAGUGUUCCUACUUUAACUCUCUUUAACAAAGACCCUAGCAAUCACCCUUUCGUUAUUAAAUUCUUCAACAGUCCUAAUGCCAAGGCUAUGCUGUUUCUGAAUUUUAGCAGUGAGCUUGUUGAUGCUUUUAAGUCGAAGUAUCGUGAUGUGGCUGAACAAUACAAGGGGAAGGGCAUAAGUUUUCUAAUUGGUGACAUUGAUGCCAGUCAAGGUGCCUUCCAGUAUUUUGGGGUCAGAGACGACCAGGUGCCUGUCAUCAUCAUACAGAACAAUGAUGGAGAGAAAUAUCUUAAGCCAAAUGUGGAGCCAGACCAAAUUGCAUCAUGGGUGAAGGAAUACAAGGAAGGCAAUGUGACUCCGUACAAAAAAUCUGAACCCAUACCUGAAGUAAAUGAUGAUCCUGUCAAGGUGGUGGUAGCUGAUAGCCUUCAGGACAUAGUUUUCAACUCUGGGAAAAAUGUUCUGUUGGAAUUUUAUGCACCCUGGUGUGGUCACUGCAAAAAGCUGGCUCCAAUCUUGGAUGAAGUUGCUGCUUCAUAUCAAAAUGAUGCUGACGUUGUUAUUGCUAAGAUUGAUGCUACAGCAAAUGAUAUACCAAAUGACGUGUUUGACGUGAAAGGGUAUCCAACAUUAUACUUUAGGUCAGCAAGUGGAAAUGUCUUGCAGUAUGAAGGAGAUCGCACCAAGGAAGAUAUGAUCGAAUUUGUUAACAAGAAUCGUGACAAAACUGCUAAACAAGAUCCCGGAAAAGAUGAGCUGUAGAGAGAGAGAGUGAGAGAAGGGAUGGCCCUUUCUUGCUGUAAGAGAUAGAGGAUGCAGAUAUGAACACAGUAUGAAAACAUGUAUGGCAGGAAGCGUAAUUAGGCGUUGAAGGCGGGGUGGAUCAGCUCCUCCCAAUACCGUCAUAUUACCCUCGAUAUUCUCUCUUUAUGUUUUUAUUAAUUUCAGUUUAAAAAUCAUAGCUUCUAAUAAAAUGGGACCACUUCCUUUGUCUGGAUAGGGAAGUAGUAGAUUUCAGUUAUGUAUAAGUAGUGAUUCUCAGUUCUGGAGAUUAGUGUUAGCUUAGCUUGCGAUGUAACAGUUUUUGAGAACAUCAUCAACAUCAUCAUCUGUGAGUCAGUAAUCCAGUGUGUUCAAUUAAGCCGCCUUUAAUUUUUUAA
Messenger RNA from Diospyros lotus (date-plum), 1981 nucleotides. RefSeq names its product protein disulfide-isomerase. Gene Ontology annotation, biological process: response to endoplasmic reticulum stress; protein folding. The transcript is spliced from 11 exons. Gene Ontology annotation, molecular function: protein disulfide isomerase activity. Gene Ontology annotation, cellular component: endoplasmic reticulum. The record is from RefSeq and is a predicted model, not a curated record. NCBI's taxonomy places the organism in Eukaryota, Viridiplantae, Streptophyta, Magnoliopsida, Ericales, Ebenaceae. Bases 99 to 1583 code for a protein of 494 amino acids.